Messenger RNA from Macrosiphum euphorbiae (potato aphid), 417 nucleotides. NCBI's taxonomy places the organism in Eukaryota, Metazoa, Arthropoda, Insecta, Hemiptera, Aphididae. The record is from the annotation of a GenBank genome assembly.
AUGUCGUCAGAUCCAAACGAUCUUCAAACCCUCACUGCCCGACAUUUUCUCACGAUGGAACCCCUUGUAACUGUCCCAGUCCCAGAUCCACUACACCCGGGACCUAGACUUACGUUACAACAACGAUGGACACUUGUGCAACACAUACAAAAACAUUUCUGGGAUCGAUGGUCAAAAGAAUAUCUGCACACAAUUUCAGUUCGCUCAAAAUGGGGCAAAGACAAAUGCAAUCUUGAACCUGGGGACCUAGUAAUUAUAAAAGAGCCGACACCACCUCUUACCUGGAAGACUGCACGGGUGAUGGAAGUACACCCAGGAGAGGAUAAGAUUGUACGCGUUGCUACAGUUCGAACUGCAAAUCGAACGGUGAUCAAACGUCCGGUGGUAAAAUUGUGUCGCUUACCACUCGUAUUGUGA